AUGAAUCGGGACUUCAAGGAUAUAGAGAUGUUAGAUAUCCCAAUGGAGGACAAUGAUGAUGUUGACACUAGUGUAUCGUCAGUAACAGAGGGAAUUGUCACAGAUUCUCCAACAUCGAAUGAGGAAGUUGAGAGACCCUCCACGCCACGAGAGCUGCUUUCUUAUACCACCGCAAGCUACUCUCUCUCGUCUUACUUUUCUAAUGAUUCAGAGAGCAUUCCUUUAUUUCAGUGGCUAAGCUCAGACACUGCCCUUCUGUUUGAAUUUGACCACAAUAGAUAUCGUUCCAGUUUGCAUCAUCGUACAGCGCUUGACAACGAUUACAUCAAGUAUAUCGAGACCAAUUUCAAAACAAUCGAGGAUUUUGAGGCAAACUUGAAGAUUGCAGACGAAGAAAGCUUUUCCCAGCCAAUUGGUGUUAUUACUCGCCACAAUGAAGCACCACAAUUGUCCCAAUCCCAAAUUAUUGAUGAUGCAUACGAUUCAAUUGUGGACCAUUUGACUUUAGACUUUGUUGAACAGCCAAGAAUCGACGAUAGCAACAGUAUUGUGAGUAAGUUCAACUACUUACUAGUUAUAUUAGAGUGCCUAAGGGCCACCUGCUUUAGCAAAGACGUCAGGAGACGUCCCGAUAUCAUUGUAAAGUGGGUGAAUUUAUUUGAUUCACAGCCGUCGGCUGAGUUGGUAGAUGAAGUGAUGACCAGUAACUCCCAAUGCUAUGCCCACCCUCUCUUUUGGAAUACACUUUUAUCAAAAUGCAUAUGUCGAGGUUUGUUUGAUCAGCUGGUCAACAUCCUCGAGCAUUCCUACUACCAAGAGCUUGAAGGUGCCGAGGAUGACUUGUAUCAUACUAUAAGGGACUUGCAGACCUUGCUUUUGAGCUACACGGCCAUGGCAGAUAAGGGCCAAUUCCUGCAGUGGAAAUCAUCAGCGUGUGAAUUUCGUGAUAGCUUAUCGUCUGUCAAUAUUUCGACCACCGAUACCUCAAAGAACGCACUUUAUCGAAUAAUGCUAAAUCAGAUUUACGAUGUGGCCUGUAUAUUGACUGGGUUUGCAAGAACCAUUGCGAACUACUGCGAAAAUUGGUACGAAUUGUAUUUGGCCUAUUCGUUGUUUCAAAUUCGCGAUGAUGAAACUGUUUAUCAAGAGUAUUUCAGCCAAGCCAUAAAAGAAAGACCGCCUCUUGUUGAUCACCAUGAAUAUGAUGAUUUUGAUGAAUUAACGGAGUUUUGUCUAUUACAAAUCUUGGAAGGCAAGUUUUUGAAAGCUCUUGAGGGUAUUUUCGAUUUAGAUCCAGCUACUGCAGCGUAUGCAUCUUUGCUUUUGGAGCACAAAGGUUAUUUGGAUCCUUACUACUCCACUGAUAUUUCCAAAAACGGCACCUUGGUGGGAAUGUCCCACAGGAAGAGAAUUUCAGAGUACUUUUUACUAAACCAUGCUUAUAAUUGCUUGAACAUUCAUCCACUUGUUCCAGUAGGUAUUGGUAUUUUGUCCAACAGGCUUCUCAAUCCGUCACCAAAGGCUCAAGAGAGAAAUAAGCGAACAAUUGCUCAUUUCCUACCCAAGUAUGAGAUAGUCGACAAUGACGAUCAGGAGUGGGCUUUAACUGUAUGCGCAGACUUGCAUUUGGCCUCAACGGCAAAGGAUAUAUAUUAUCAAGCUGGUCUUCGCGCCCUUGGCCAAAAUAAUUUGUACGAGGCGUUGGAAAAUUUUGUCAACUGCUAUGAUCCUAACAAAUCAUCUGGGUCCUAUCACAAAGAAGGAUUGCAUCAAAUUCAGCACAUUGUUUGGGAGAUUAUAUUUACUGAUUGUCUUGUAUGUAAUAAACCUAUACAAGACGAAUUAAUCAACAGCAUCGUUGAUCAGAAAGUUGACUUUGUUAUCCAUUCGAUAAUACAACAAUGUAUUUCUCCCUACGCAGUGUUGAAGCAGUUUUACGAUUCGUUGAAAUCAGGAAACCCAAACCCAUCAUUAUCUGUUUCAAGACUUGUUCAUCUUUUGAAUUUCAAUUUCUUGCCUGACAAGUUCAAGCCGUUGCUAUUGUGCCAAUUUCUUCCCCUUUUAAAAGGUGAAUCGAAGCUACGUCAAGCCGACUUAUUUACAAUUGCUGAGUUAAUAGAAAGCUACGAGGGAGAUACCAGUGAGCAAAACAAGGUGGAGGGUGAAAAGCUUUACACUGUAUCCAUUAGUCACAAAGAAGAAGAAGGUCAGUUGGAGCUGUAUGACUGGAGGAGAUCUUUGACGCUUCCUAGUAAAUUCAGUGAUAUGCUAAAACUAUUAAGGCGUCAAACGACAAUUCAAAUUGGGAGAAAAUUCGUAGAGUAUUAG
Messenger RNA from Lodderomyces theae, 2328 nucleotides. It is a transcript of the gene NUP85, whose product is annotated as Nup85p. The record is from RefSeq and is a predicted model, not a curated record. Gene Ontology annotation, molecular function: structural constituent of nuclear pore. Gene Ontology annotation, cellular component: nuclear pore outer ring. Bases 1 to 2328 code for a protein of 775 amino acids. Gene Ontology annotation, biological process: mRNA export from nucleus; positive regulation of DNA-templated transcription; protein import into nucleus. Lineage: Eukaryota; Fungi; Ascomycota; Pichiomycetes; Serinales; Debaryomycetaceae. The transcript has a single exon.